This is a messenger RNA of Tribolium madens (black flour beetle), 1867 nucleotides long. RefSeq names its product chitooligosaccharidolytic beta-N-acetylglucosaminidase (gene Hexo2). The record is from RefSeq and is a predicted model, not a curated record. Gene Ontology annotation, cellular component: membrane. Bases 47 to 1825 code for a protein of 592 amino acids. The transcript has 8 exons. Lineage: Eukaryota; Metazoa; Arthropoda; Insecta; Coleoptera; Tenebrionidae. Gene Ontology annotation, molecular function: beta-N-acetylhexosaminidase activity. Gene Ontology annotation, biological process: ganglioside catabolic process; glycosaminoglycan metabolic process; carbohydrate metabolic process.
UGUUUUAGUAUAUAACAAUCAGGUAUUCCCAGACAUAACAAUCAACAUGAAGGGCUCCCUUUCCUUCUUCAGAAUAUUGCUCUAUCCAGUACUUUAUGUCUCAUCUCUAAAGUCUGAUUACGGGAUAUGGUACUGGGAAUGUAACACAUCUGAAGACACAUGCUCAAGAAUUUCAAACAGUUUGAAUCAAACCACAAAUGUGUAUCCUACUUUAGAAACAUGUAGAUUGGUUUGUGGCAAAUAUGGGGCACUUUGGCCCCUGCCAACAAGUGAUACUACAAUAAGUAGUAAAUUAUUGAAGUUUUCUUCAAGUUCUAUAAAGUUUAAUAUACCAAAUGAGGAAAACGACGUUAACAAUUAUCUUCGCGAUAUAUCAUCGAUUUUCCUCAAAGCAGUUACAGCGGAAGAUACAACAAACUGUCCUGAGCAGAAAAAUACAGUAGCAGUCACUUUUACAGUAAAAUCAGACGAUACAACUCUCAACUGGGGCACAAACGAAAGUUACAACAUAGGAAUAACUUCAACAGGAAAUCAAAAUAUUGUUCAAAUAUCCGCUGCAACGAUAUUUGGAGCGAGACACGGGUUAGAAACAUUAUCGCAACUAAUAGAUGUUUACCCAAAUAGUGAUGGUACGAAAUGUUUGGUGGUAACAGAAGAAGCAACAAUUUCCGACGCCCCGUUUUUUCCACAUAGAGGCUUGUUGCUUGAUACUGCAAGGAAUUUCUUAUCGAUUUCCAAAAUAAAGAAACAUAUAGAUGCAAUGGCUGCUUCGAAAAUGAAUGUUUUCCACUGGCACAUAACUGAUUCGCAGAGUUUUCCUUUGGAGUUGCCUCAGCUUCCAAAUAUGACAAAAUUCGGGGCUUACUCGAGUGACAAAAUUUACCAUCCUGAAGACAUUGAAAAUCUCCUUGCAUAUGCAAAAUUGAGAGGAGUUAGAAUCAUCAUCGAGAUUGACGCUCCUUCUCAUGCUGGUAAUGGUUGGCAAUGGGGCCCAGACGCUGGUCUUGGAAACCUUGCCGUUUGUAUCGACCAACAACCCUGGAGGUCGUACUGUAUCCAACCUCCUUGUGGUCAACUUAAUCCAAUCAAUUCCAACCUUUUUGACGUUUUGAAGCUUUUGUACAACGAUAUUGUUAAUAUGCUUCCAAAGGGUGAAGUCUUCCACAUGGGUGGAGACGAAGUUUAUAUUCCUUGCUGGAACUCAACGCCUGAAAUUAUCACUUAUCUCGACAAAAAUGGUAAACCUAGGACUACUGAAACAUUUUUGGAUUUGUGGUCAGAUUACCAAGAAAAAUCUCUUGCCGCAUUUGACUUUGUAGUACGAAAUAGUGACACACCUAUAAUCCUAUGGUCGAGUCAUUUGACUCAAGUUGAUAUCAUAGAGAAAUAUCUUUCAAAAUCGAGGUAUGUUAUACAAACCUGGGUUCCGGCAGAUGAUGAAUUACCAAAAAACCUUCUACUAUUAGGAUAUCGCGUAAUUGUGUCCACUAAAGAUGCUUGGUAUUUGGACCAUGGGUUUUGGGGUUCUACUGUUUAUCACAAUUGGAGGACCGUUUAUAAUAAUAGAAUUACACUUGGAAGUGGAACUCUUGGAGGAGAGGUGUGUAUGUGGGGGGAAUAUGUCGAUGACAGUUCAGUGGAAUCAAGAGUAUGGCCAAGAGCUGCAGCUGCAGCUGAAAGACUUUGGACAAAUCCUCUUGAUUACAAUGUGAAAGAGAUUGAAAAAAGGUUUUACAGACACAGAGAGCGCCUAGUCUCAAGAGGUGUUAAUGCCGAAGCUCUUGUUCCAAAAUGGUGUUAUCAAAAUGAAGGAGAAUGUUUGUAAUGGAAGUUAUUUCAAAAUAAAAUAAACUACUUUCAGACAAAA